Messenger RNA from Phialemonium atrogriseum, 4707 nucleotides. RefSeq lists its product as uncharacterized. Gene Ontology annotation, biological process: nitrite transport; nitrate transmembrane transport. The transcript has 16 exons. The coding region runs from base 1 to 4707 and encodes 1568 amino acids. Gene Ontology annotation, molecular function: heme binding; nitrite transmembrane transporter activity; nitrate transmembrane transporter activity. Gene Ontology annotation, cellular component: membrane. NCBI's taxonomy places the organism in Eukaryota, Fungi, Ascomycota, Sordariomycetes, Cephalothecales, Cephalothecaceae. The record is from RefSeq and is a predicted model, not a curated record.
AUGGUUGGUGUCACGAAUGGCCAAGCAACAAAUGGCCACGCUCCGAAUGGCCACGCCGCAAACGGGGUCAACACCCCCCAGCGCAAGCGCAUCGUCGUAAUCGGCUUAGGCAUGGUCGCCGUGUCGUUCAUAGAGAAAUUAAUGAAACUCGAUGCCAAGCGCAGGGAGUACAGCGUGGUCGUCAUCGGCGACGAACCACACUUCGCGUACAACCGCGUCGGCCUCAGCUCCUUCUUCGAGCACCGCGUGGUGGAGAAUCUCUACCUGAACCCGAGAGAAUGGUACUCAUCCUUCGGCGACGACUCGCUAAACUACCACCUCAACACGCGCGUGACGGAGAUCCACCCCGAAACGAAGCAAGUCUCAAUAUCAACCGGCCAAACCAUCCCCUACGACAUCCUAGUCCUCGCAACCGGCUCCGACGCCGUGCUACCGAGAACCACGCCCGGCCACGAUGCCAACGGCGUCUUCGUCUACCGGACGCUGUCCGACCUGCAGGGACUGAUCGGGUUCGCGGCCGACCGCAGGGGUUCCGUCGGCGUGACUGUCGGGGGCGGCCUGUUGGGUCUGGAGGCGGCAAAGGCCAUGAUGGAUCUCGACUGCUUCUCGUCGGUCCGCAUCGUCGACCGGAAUGGGUAUCUGCUGGCGAGGCAGCUGGACGCUGAUGCGGGCCACCUCGUCACCGAGAGGGUUCGUGCGCUGGGCUUGGAGGUCUUGCACCGGAAGCGGAUCGCGGCUGUGGAGGUUGAUGGGGGGAAUAAUGUCGAGGGGGUGGUGUUUGAGGAUGGGGAGCGGAUACCGUGCAGCACGGUCUGUUUUGCGAUUGGCGUGAGGCCGAGAGAUGAGCUGGCCCAUUCGGCCGACAUAAAAGCCGGCGACAGAACGGGCGGAUUCGUGAUUGACGAAAACUUGCAGACCUCCGUUCCUGACAUAUACGCGGUUGGCGACUGCACGUGCUGGGAGAACCAGACCUUCGGCAUCAUCGCCCCGGGCGUGGAAAUGGCCGACGUGCUCUCCUUCAAUCUCACGGAUGGCAGGUUCCAGGGACUCCGGAAAUUCAACCGCCCAGACCUCAGCACGAAGCUGAAGCUUCUUGGCAUUGAUGUUGCCAGCUUCGGCGACUUCUUCGCCGAUCGUGAUGGCCCCAAGUUUCUCCCGGGAAAGCGACCUCCGGCGCCUGGUGUUGAGAACGGGUUCCAUGAAGAUGCAGUUCCGGCCAAGGCCCUCACAUACAAGGACCCGUUCGGCUCGGUGUACAAGAAGUAUCUCUUCACCCCUGACGGUACGCACUUGCUAGGCGGGAUGAUGAUCGGGGACACUCGCGACUACGUCAAACUCGCUCAGAUGGUCCGCACCCAGAAGGUCUUGGAUGUGCCGCCGGGCCAGUUUAUCCUGGGUGCCCAAAAGGACGGGGAGGACGACGGGUCCGAUUUGCCAGACGACACCCAGGUUUGCGCAUGCCACAACGUCACCAAGGGAGACAUCGUCGAGUCGGUCAAGGCCGGCACGUGUAAGAACCUGAACGAGCUCAAAUCAUGCACCAAAGCUGGCACCGGCUGCGGCGGAUGUAUUCCUCUGGUGCAAAGCAUCCUCAACAAAACGCUGAAAGAGCUCGGCCAGGAGGUCUCCAACCACCUAUGCCCACACUUCGCCUACUCCAGGGCAGAUCUGUACAACAUUAUCGCAGUAAAGCGCCUCAAGACCUUCGCAGAGGCGAUGCAAGGCGCAGGCAAAAACCAGACCUCCCUCGGCUGCGAAAUCUGCAAGCCGACGGUCGGCUCCAUACUAGCAAGUCUCUACAAUGAGCACGUCAUGUCGAGGCGCCACCACGACCUGCAGGACACCAACGACCGGUUCUUGGCCAACAUCCAGCGCAACGGCACCUUCUCGGUGGUGCCCCGCGUGCCCGGCGGCGAGGUUACCCCGGCCCAGCUGAUUGCCAUGGGCAGGGUGGCGGACAAGUACGGGCUGUACUGCAAGAUCACCGGCGGGCAACGGAUUGAUAUGUUUGGGGCUAGGAAGCAGGACUUGCUUGGUAUCUGGGCGGACUUGGUGGAUGCUGGGAUGGAGAGUGGGCAUGCUUAUGCCAAGGCGUUGCGGACGGUAAAAAGUUGUGUCGGCUCUUCCUGGUGUCGCUACGGCGUGGGGGACAGCGUCGGCAUGGCAAUACGGGUGGAGGAGCGGUACAAGAGCGUCCGGGCCCCCCACAAGCUGAAGGGCGGCGUGUCCGGUUGUGUCCGCGAGUGCGCGGAAGCCCAGAGCAAAGACUUCGGCCUGAUCGCAACAGAGAAGGGCUUCAAUAUCUUUGUCGGAGGAAACGGCGGCGCAAAGCCACGCCAUGCUGAACUGCUGGCCAAGGACGUGCCGCCGGAAGACGUCAUCCCGCUACUAGACCGGUACCUCAUCUUCUACAUUCGCACCGCGGACCGACUGCAGCGUACCGCCCGGUGGAUUGAGAACCUUCCAGGAGGUAUCGACUACCUGCGAGAGGUCGUCGUCGACGACCGACUCGGCAUCUGCGCGGACAUGGAGCGGCAGAUGCAGGAGCUGGUCAACAGCUACUUCUGCGAGUGGACCGAGAUCCUGCAGGACCCGGAGCGGCAGAAGGCGUUUCGCCAGUUCGACAACACGGCCGAGACGGUCGAUACGGUGGAAAUCAUCACGGAGCGCGGCCAGGAGCGGCCGACGGACUGGCCCAAGGAGUCGUCGGCGGACGAGGACUUCAGAAACCACCAGUGGUCCGACACGGCGUGGCAGCCCCUCAUCGAGGCCAGCCACUUUGACAGCUUCUCGUCCGCGCAGGUCCGUCGCGGCGACACGCAACUCGCCGUAUUCAAGGUUCGCGGCGGGUACUACGCGACGCAGCAGAUGUGCCCGCACAAGCGGGCGUUCGUGCUCUCGGACGGCCUCGUCGGCGAGGCCGAGGGCGGGAAUGACUACUGGGUGUCGUGCCCGCUCCACAAGCGCAACUUCGGCCUCGGCGGUGAACGCGCGGGAAUGUGCUCUACCGACCAGGCUAUGAGCAUCGCCACGUUCCCUGCCGAAGAGCGACCGGACGGGUGGGUGUACCUGAAGCUCCCGCCGGUUGAGGAGCUCGACGCGCUGCUGGGAACGUCGCGGUGGAAGACGCGCGCGGAGGAGGGCUCGGAUCCGUUUGAGCGGCUGGAUCAGAAGCUCAGCAAGUGCGUCAAGGGGCGCAAGGGCCGGAAGCCGGGGGAGGGACCCUCUGAUAGAUACGCUCCCACCAAAAUAUCUGGUUCCUCUACACAUAUAAGCUCUGGCAGGCUUUUCGUCAUAUAUAAGCAGAAACUGACUGCGUGUCCGCUUACCGGACCAGCUUCCCUGUUACCUGGGCUACUUUUGACCAUCACCAUCCGGGACGACCUGCACAUGACCCAGAACGAUGUCGCCAACUCCAACAUUGUAGCCCUGCUUGCGACGCUCCUUGUCCGCUUGAUAGCAGGCCCGCUAUGCGACCGCUUCGGCCCACGCUACGUCUUCGCCGGCACCCUACUAUGCGGCGCCGUCCCCACGGCUCUCGCAGGCCUGGUCACCGGCCCGAAAGGUCUGAUCGCCCUCCGCUUCUUCGUCGGCAUCCUCGGCGGCACAUUCGUCCCUUGCCAGGUGUGGUGCACGGGGUUCUUUGACAUCAACGUGGUCGGGACCGCCAACGCGCUUGCCGGUGGUUGGGGCAAUGCCGGCGGUGGCAUCACCUACUUCCUCAUGCCCGCCAUCUUCAACUCGUUGGUGCAUUCCCGGGGACUCACUCCUCACGUGGCUUGGCGGGUGGCAUACAUUGUGCCGUUCAUCCUGAUUACCGCGACUGCCAUGGGCAUGUUGCUGCUCUGUGACGACACACCUACGGGGAAGUGGUCGGACCGCCACCUCAUCAUCGAAGACGAGCCGGCCUCGCCGCCCCCAGAGGCAGUCGCCGUGCAGGGCCUAAAGGAGGGGCAGAAAGACGGUUCCAUGACCAAGGAUAAGUCACCCGAGAAAGGAGACCCCAACCUUGUGUACAUCGAACAAGGGCAGAGUGCCUUGCUCGACAUGGCAAAUGGAGAAAUAAUCAUGAAACCUACCUUCCGUGAAGGCCUCUCCAUCACCUUCUCUCUCCACACCCUCGCCCUAGCUGCCCCAUACGCCUGCUCAUUCGGCAGCGAACUAGCCCUCAACUCCAUCAUCGGGGCCUACUACUUCAAGAACUUCCCCCACCUCGGCGAGACCGGCUCGGGCAACUGGGCCGCCAUGUUCGGCCUCCUCAACGUCGCCUUCCGCCCCGCCGGCGGCAUGCUCAGCGACGCCAUCUACCAGCGCACGGGCUCCGUCCGCGCCAAGAAGCUGUGGAUGUCGCUCCUCGGCGUCGCCAUGGGCGUGCUGGAGCUCGCCAUCGGCCUCGCUGACCCGCGCCGCGAGGCCGCCAUGUUCGGCCUGUUCGCCGGCCUCGCCUUCUUCGUGGAUGCGUCAAAUGGCGCUAACUUCUCGGUCGUGCCGCAUGUGUAUCCGGCGGCUAAUGGUGUGAUAUCUGGUCUUGUGGGAGCGAGCGGAAAUCUAGGUGGCAUCGUGUUUGCGAUAAUCUUUCGGUACAAUGGCAAGGCUUACCAUACGUCCAUCUGGAUUAUGGGCGUUAUCAGCAUCUCGGUGAACUUGGCUUUGGCGUGGAUUCGGCCCAUGCCCAAGGGGCAAGUGCACUGGAGGUCGGUUUGUUAA